Messenger RNA from Puccinia graminis f. sp. tritici CRL 75-36-700-3, 1167 nucleotides. RefSeq lists its product as uncharacterized. Bases 214 to 780 code for a protein of 188 amino acids. The transcript is spliced from 5 exons. NCBI's taxonomy places the organism in Eukaryota, Fungi, Basidiomycota, Pucciniomycetes, Pucciniales, Pucciniaceae. The record is from RefSeq and is a predicted model, not a curated record.
GAUGAAUGGAUGAUUCAGAGGAUGAAGAUUUGGGUGAGAGAAGGAUUCUGUGAUGGAGAAAGCUUGAAGAGAGUUUGAGGAGUGUUUGGGUGCCAGAGUGGUUGGACAGCUCUCUAUCUCCCAGCAGGGGGGAGUACGCGACCUGCAGGACACUCACCAUCUGCACACCAACCACACAACCACAACCACAACAAUAACAACCAGCUGGACAAGAUGACUCAACCGACUUAUCGACAACAUACCGGAUCAGCAUACGAGCCGUCAGGCAAGAAAGAGCUCCACCAACCGUUCAGAUUAGGGGACGCAUGGGAGCGUCUGAUGGUUGCAAAAAACACGGCUCGCGUUCAUGUCCUCAUCCCGCUCGAAGCGAUCCUCAAGGAUGCGUUUAAGAAUUACCCCACUACUACCUCAUAUAUGAUGGUACUAGCGGGGAUGAGUGUGAUUCCGAUCAUCGCGUUCAUCGGCUUCAGCUUAUGCGUGAGUUCGAUCUUAGUGGGGAUCGGGAUAACGUUUGUGUUGACAUGGGGAAGUGUGAUCAUUGGCUGUGCCUUCUUCGCCUUGAUGAUCUCCUUGGCUUUCUUGGUCGCCGCUGCGUUCUGGGUUGUCGUCGGAUUGUUCAUGACGAUCUUCGUGCUUCGCUUGAUGUACAAUGUGCAGACCUCCUUUGUCCAUAAAGUCAAGCAUAGUCAAGUGAUCAAAGAGUUGGUCAAUCAUGCCAAUGAGAAACGUCUCCAUCAUCACCAGCAGAACGAUAUGGCCGAAGACGUCAAAUCUUCUUGAAUCAAUCAACCACCUUCCCUUCCCUCAAACAAACAAAACCCAUCUUUUUCUUAAAUACCUUCUUUAUCAUAUUGUCCUACACCAAAUAUCCCCAAAAUGAUAGCAUUUGUGGUAUUCUUUUUUUCAAUGUUUUGUGUUGUCGUUGUUUGUUUCACUUGUUUGUGCGUGUGUGCAUGAUAUCCAAUCGAUAAUUGGUCUUCUUUUUCUCACUACAUACUCAAGAUGGUCGUGCAUUAUAUUAUCCUUAUGUUCUCUUUAUAACUUUUCUUAUUCUUUUUAGAUAGCUUUAUAUCUUGAUAUCACUGGGGUUUUUCUAUACAUAGCCCAACUAUUAUCCUUGUGUAUCUUACAAUCUAUGUAACUUCUCCCUCUUUUGUUCACAGAAGA